This is a messenger RNA of Leopardus geoffroyi (Geoffroy's cat), 873 nucleotides long. RefSeq names its product divergent-paired related homeobox (gene DPRX). Gene Ontology annotation, cellular component: nucleus. Bases 1 to 585 code for a protein of 194 amino acids. Gene Ontology annotation, biological process: regulation of transcription by RNA polymerase II. Lineage: Eukaryota; Metazoa; Chordata; Mammalia; Carnivora; Felidae. The transcript has 3 exons. Gene Ontology annotation, molecular function: RNA polymerase II cis-regulatory region sequence-specific DNA binding; DNA-binding transcription factor activity, RNA polymerase II-specific. The record is from RefSeq and is a predicted model, not a curated record.
AUGUUGCAUGGGAAGUACACAAAGGUGUUAACACCAGGAGGAAAGCACCAGAAACAUUCACAUAGGAAACGAACAAUGUUCACUGAGGACCAACUGGAAGCCUUGGAAUUCUUGUUCAGUCAGAACCCUUACCCCCCACCCAGCCUGCAGAAGGAGAUGGCCUUGAAACUGGAGAUCCACCCGACAGUACUCCAGGUUUGGUUCAAGAACCACAGGGCAAAACUCAAGAAAGCCCAAUACAAGCACAUGCAGCAAAAACCAGAACCCGAACAAGAGCAUGGAGCUGGGGUGGACCUCAAGACCAGCUCUCCCAAGAGAAACAUGGCUACAUCUCCAGGAUUCUCUCAUGGUGCCUACCCUGCAUCCCUGGUUUACACAGAUCAUCCAAUACCUUCCUUCCAACUCCGCAUAUGCCCCAAUUUGAAGGCUCUCCCAGACCAUUCCAUUGGCCACAAAAUAGUCCACUUUGGCUGCUGUCAAGAUCCUAAUAUCUACUCCCUUUGUCCCAUUUUGGAAUCACAGAUUCUUUCUGCAAGUUUCACUGCUAAUCCCUUUGGUUCUACAUCACCACAAAGAGCCUUAUGAGAGAAGCCAGACACAAAACGUUACAUAUUGUCAUUUGCAACGAUGCCCAAACAAGGGACAGAUAUGAGAUCUACACAACCUGGACGCAUUUCAAAACCAUGAUACUCCAUGAAAAGAAAAAAAAAAAGACACAAAAAUGCCCGUGUGGUGGAAUUAAGCAGAAAGAGGCAGUAAAACUUACUGGGGAUGGUGAUGUUUCAUGUCUUGAUUAGGAUGAAGCCUACCUGGAUGUAUAAAGUCAUCAGAAGACACAGAAGUGUGAUACUAUGUACAUCAUAAAAAACAAUC